AUGAGCUUAGCGGACCGGGUGGAAGUGGUCGAGUUGCACUUUGAAGAGACAUAUCCCCUUCGUGAGCGUGUUCUCUGGCCCGGUCGACCAGACCUGGCAGCGCUCUCUUGUGAUGCACAAGGAAAGCACUUCGGCCUACGGCUGCCAAGUGAGACACGCGACGAGCUUGUGUCCGUGGUGUCUGUUUUUGCCAGCGAUGAUGGCCGGGAGGCGCAGUUCAGAAAGUUUGCGACUGCGUCCGAGUACCAGGGCCAGGGUCUUGGCUCCAAGCUGCUGCUGCAUAUCAUCGAGGAAGUGAAGAAUCGUGGCGUGCAGCGGCUUUGGUGCGACGCGCGCACAGCACAAGCUCAUUUCUACGAGAAACGGGGAAUGCAGGCUGUGGAAGGUGGCGCCACCUUCCUCAAGAGUGGUGUAGAAUACGUUCGGAUGGAAAUGCUUCUCUGA
Messenger RNA from Symbiodinium sp. CCMP2456, 444 nucleotides. NCBI's taxonomy places the organism in Eukaryota, Dinophyceae, Suessiales, Symbiodiniaceae. The record is from the annotation of a GenBank genome assembly.